CAGUACAGUGAUUCGAAACUUUUUUUCACAAAAUAGAUCAUUCGAUAAAAAAUAAUUUGUAUUCACCAGAAUAAAAACGUAUCGAUUAAAAUUAUUCAAAAUGAAGUGCAUUUCGUUGUUUAUGGUCGUUUUGAUCAGUGUUCCAAUCUGCUUCACUUCGAAUAUAUUAUAUUUGCAACUUUUGGUAUCACAUAGUCAUCAUUUUUGGAAUAGAGCGAUAAUUCAUGAACUCGCGGAACGUGGGCAUAAUGUGACAAUACUUUCACCCCGCUCUGAAGCAAAACCACCAACGGGUGUGCAUUACAUUCUUCUUGAAGAUCAGUAUGUUAGACGUUUACCAUUUUAUAGAAGCCUAUUAAAUGCAACGGAAUUUAUGAAUCCAUUUUACGAAACACUUUCUAUUCUAUUAGGUUACGAGUUAUUGUGUUCUGGUGCUGUUAAAACUAAAGGUUUCCAAACCUUGCUAAACUAUCCAGAUGAAUUCAAAUUCGAUGUGAUUUUACACGAUUUUUCAGUUGGCUCAUGCUUUCUUCCUUUUGUUCAUAAAUUCAAUUAUCCACCAAUGAUUGCGGUCACUGCUUUCGGACAUCCGUCCUUUUCGUCGCAUUACAUUGCAGAUCAUCAUCACUAUUCUUAUGUGCCACACAUUUCACUACGAUCUAACGAUGAAAUGACAUUUUCACAACGACUCCUAAAUUUUCUUAUCUACAUGGAGGAAUUUAUUAUUUUCAAGUACUUUUUCAAUCCGCGAAUGGAUGAAAUUGCGGCCAAAUUUUUUGGUCCGAAUUUCCCGUCCGUUAGUGAAUUGGAGAAAAGAACAUCAUUAGCUUUCGUAAAUACCAAUGCGGCCAUUGAUUAUCAUAUAUCUCACCCGGAAAAUGUCAUUCCUGUUGGUGGACUCCAAAUAAAAGAUCCCAAACCAUUUCCUCAGGAGUUAACAUCAUUUAUCAAUUCAUCAACGAAAGGAACGGUCAUUUUCUCUUUGGGAUCAAACUUUCGAAGUGAUUAUAUACCGCAAAUCAAAAAAAAUCUAAUUUUAAAAGUUUUAAGUGAUCUUUCGGACUACAAUUUUCUCUGGAAAUUCGAGAGUAAUAUUUCUGAAUCCGAUUUACCGAAAAACGUCAUGAUUCGCUCUUGGAUUCCUGUGUCGGACGUUUUGGCUCAUCCAAAAGUCAAAGCGAUUUUCUUUCAUGGAGGUCUUUUAACCACUCACGAAGCUAUCUGGAGAUCUGUGCCCAUGAUAAUAAUGCCAUUUGGACUUGAUCAACCACAAAAUUUGAUGAAGACAAAACGAUUUGGAAUUUCGGAGGGAGCUGACUAUCACUCGUUGAAUUAUGAUGAUUUAAAAACAACAAUUUUGAAAGUGCUUGAGGAUCCAUCAUAUGCAAUGAAUAUGCAAAAAGUAUCAGCACGAUUCAAAGAUCAGAAGGAAAAGCCGCUUGACAGAGCCAUUUGGUGGAUUGAGUGGCUUUUACGAAAUCCAAAUUGCGGCUAUUUAAAGUCACCGCUUUUUGGGCUUGGACUUAUCGCCGGAAAUUCAUACGACAUCAUUGCCUUUAUUACAUUAUUUGUCAUUCUUAACUUGAUCAUUUUGUUAAAACUCUUUUGCUAUUGCGUUAGAAAAUGUUUAAGAAACAUUUAUUCAGAUGAAACUAUGCCACAUGAAAAAUUGGAAUAGAAAAAUGCACUUUUUGAACAAUAUGAUGAUAUUAACCAAUAAUUUGGAAUAAAAUCGACGAUAUUUUGCAAAUAGUAAUUUCUCGAUGCCAUUAUGUUAAUAACACCAAACAAAUUCAAUAUCAUCAAUUGAAAUUGCCUGGGGGUUAUUCGAAAUAAAAUGAAAUCAACAUUUUUUUAA
This is a messenger RNA of Contarinia nasturtii (swede midge), 1858 nucleotides long. Its product is annotated as UDP-glucuronosyltransferase 2B7-like. The transcript is spliced from 6 exons. The coding region runs from base 101 to 1678 and encodes 525 amino acids. The record is from RefSeq and is a predicted model, not a curated record. Gene Ontology annotation, molecular function: UDP-glycosyltransferase activity. Lineage: Eukaryota; Metazoa; Arthropoda; Insecta; Diptera; Cecidomyiidae.